Xenopus tropicalis (tropical clawed frog) is the source of this 642-nucleotide messenger RNA. Its product is annotated as cilia- and flagella-associated protein 251-like. The record is from RefSeq and is a predicted model, not a curated record. The transcript has a single exon. The coding region runs from base 1 to 642 and encodes 213 amino acids. NCBI's taxonomy places the organism in Eukaryota, Metazoa, Chordata, Amphibia, Anura, Pipidae.
AUGGGGGAGAAAGAAAAGAAGGGGAAGGCAGAAGAGGAAAGCAGCAAGGCAAGGAGAGAGGAAGAAGGGGAAGGAAGAUGGGGAAGGAACAAGAGGAAGGAAGAAGGGGAAGGCAGAAGAGCAAGACAGCAAGGCAAGGGGGGAGGAAGAAGGGGAAGGCAGAAGAGCAAGGCAGCAAGGCAAGGGGGGAGGAAGAAGGGGAAGGCAGAAGAGCAAGGCAGCAAGGCAAGGGGGGAGGAAGAAGGGGAAGGCAGAAGAGCAAGGCAGCAAGGCAAGGGGGGAGGAAGAAGGGGAAGGCAGAAGAGCAAGGCAGCAAGGCAAGGGGGGAGGAAGAAGGGGAAGGAAGAAGAGCAAGGCAGCAAGGCAAGGGGGGAGGAAGAAGGGGAAGGCAGCAAGGCAAGGGGGGAGGAAGAAGGGGAAGGAAGAAGGGGAAGGCAGCAAGGCAAGGGGGGAGGAAGAAGGGGAAGGAAGAAGGGGAAGGCAGCAAGGCAAGGGGGGAGGAAGAAGGGGAAGGAAGAAGGGGAAGGCAGCAAGGCAAGGGGGGAGGAAGAAGGGGAAGGAAGAAGGGGAAGUCAGAUGGGGAAGGAAGAAGGGGAAGGCAGACAUAUGAGCCUGAUUGUCAGCUCCACAGACAAGGAGUGA